Prunus mume (Japanese apricot) is the source of this 893-nucleotide messenger RNA. Lineage: Eukaryota; Viridiplantae; Streptophyta; Magnoliopsida; Rosales; Rosaceae. The record is from RefSeq and is a predicted model, not a curated record.
ACAUGUCAUUGCUUCUGAGUGACUUCUGACCCAUCUUUUCUUUUCACUUAACUCCGCCACUUAUUCCUCUCAGGCCUUCCAAUUAAUUCAACUCUUAUCAAACUCUUUCAAGUUCAACCCCUACCCUAUACUUCAAUUCACUUCUUUAUCUCCCCGUAUAUUUUAUUGCCACAGAAAAGCCUGCUUGAAUUUCAUUUCAGUUGAAAACCAACAUGAGCUCUUCCUCAGAGAAAUCCAAUUCUCCAGCCAAGCCAGUGAGAAGAAGGGCAAGCAGAAGGGCUUCCCAGCUUUGUGACAUUAAUGCUGUUGAAAUUAGGAGGCAGAUUUUUCAAGCCUUGCAACUCCAUAGAGCAUCAUCAUCAUCAUCAUCAUCUUCAUCUUCAUCUUCAUCUUCAUCUUCAUCAUCAUCAGCAUCUUCAUCCCAUGUUGUUGUUGGUUCACAAUUUAAUUCAUUGGUGGAGUCUAUGCCUCUGCCUGGACCUGUUUGGUCUACAACUGCACCUUCAGUUUUGGCUCAUGCACCAUCUGCAGCAGCAGCAGCAACCAUGGAAGCCUUAGAAUUUGAGUGGGGAGAGAACCAAGCCUCUUCCUAUUCUUGGUGGUUAUCUUUUCUAAAUACCUUGGAUAGUAACAAUGCUGAAAAAUCAAAGUACCCUUUAUCACUGGGAAGUUCUAAUUGGUUGUUUGGUCAGAACCAGAACAGUUGUACAGCACUUGAUCAAGAGCCAUCUUUGGUUGAUGCAAAUGAUCAGAGCCCUUCCCCAGAUGAAUGGUUGAUGCUACCAACUACAGAAGAUGAUGAGGGUGAGGUUGUAAUUCCCUGAGCUUGGGAUUUUGGAUAUAGAUAUAUAGCUUAACAUCUAGUAUUUCAUCCUCAACUAUCUGUUUCAUAU